UGUAUACGAAUGAGUAAACGGUUGAACAUGCGUCUGGUGGACAUAAGACGUACUUUGUUUCUUUGUAAUGUCAAAUGCUUUAAUAGAAUUUCUUUUGACAUGUCAGCACAAUUUUGUCAAUUGCUUAUUUAAAAAAACACAUUAGACGAAUAAUAAACAUUUUGUAGUACAAGCAUUUUAUACUCGAUUGAAUUAUAAUAGAUUUUUUUUUUAAACUGCAUAGAAAUGCAUAGGUUAUGUUAAGAUAAAUGUGACAAUAUAAAUAAAUGCAAGACGAAAAAUAUUAUGAACAAUAGUUUCUAAUUCAACAGUCGUUAGAAAAUAGCAUCAUCAUGGAGGAGAAUGAAGUAUACAAUGCUACAGUCUCAUCCUUCUUUGGGAUUGAAUCAGCAUUUUGGAAUUACUCCGAUCAUGUCAUCCUGGACGAUCUUAAAAUGGACAGCAACUUUAUAUGGUUGCUAUGUUCACUAGUAUCUGCCAUAUUCUGGAUUGUUUAUAUUGCUUAUUAUAAUAGUAGAGUGGCUGGUUACAUAUUGACAAAGUUGUUAAAUCGAUUUGUUAUUAGAGAUGGAUAUGUUAAAGUUGGAUCUGUCACACUAAGUGCUUUAAGUGGGAAAAUAAUGUUUAGAGACAUAGUUUAUAUCACAACAGAUUACAGUUUUAGAAUUCAGGAUGGUUGGCUCAUAUUCAGGUGGUGGAGAAGCUAUGUCCCUAAAGAUGUAUCAGAAGAUCUCUCGCAUUCUGACACACGGCUAUCAGUUAUGUUAAAUGGCUUUGAGUUACAUGUUUACAAUCGCUGUCAACUUUAUGCACAAUUAGAAAAAAAUUUUGGUCUUACACCACAAAUGUUUGCUGACGAAGAAAGUCAUAAUAUAAACAGCGACGAUCUGGAUGGGGAAUCUAUAAAUAAUGCAGCCAAUGAAACUCGUCAUUCACAAAUAAAUGCAAUCGAUGUAUCUCGGCAUGUAGACAAUAUCAGGAAGAAGGAAGCUCAUGUGAUUGCACGUACUUGGAGAGACUUGAUACCAGUCAUUAAACUAGAUAUUUGCACAGGAAGACUGGUAUUCGGUAAUCGAUUAGUACCAACUACAUUAUCGAUAACAGUGGAGGAAGCACAUUUUGUAUAUUCUACGAAACCAGCAGCAUCCAGGCACGAUCAUUUUAUGCACUUUACCAAGUGCAAGGCUGAGAAUUUUAAAGUGAUUUUGGCCCCUAGCCCGAAAUAUACCGGAAUGGUUGACGACCCACCUAGAUACAUGGGAGAAGGUUUUGUUGUUUUAAGUUCCAAUAAUAUGGAAGUUUAUUAUUACAUGGAUGAACCUGGUGUCGUACCGGAACAUCCUGAAAUGAUACAAUUGGUGAAUGGAGACAUGGUUGAGGCAAUGCCUCCCAUAUGGGGUAUCGAUAUUAAAUGUGGAAAGGGCACGGAUUUCAGUUAUGGUCCUUGGGCCGAUAGACAGCGAGAGCAUCUAUUUAAAUUCUUCUUUCCCAACGAUUACCAAUCACUGAAGAUUACGAAAUUGCCUAAACCGGGAGAUAAAAGACAAGUUCAGUCGUUCGACAUUAGAUUAUCAACAUUGAAUGAAGCUACAAUCGAUAUACUUUUUAGUAAAAAUAGAGAAACAAAUGCUGUUCACGUCAACGUAGGACCAGGAUCGUAUUUAGAAAUUACAAUGCCAUGGAUAGUGUUGCAAGAUGGCUAUACUACAAAGAUAACGGGUCAACUUUUACAUUUGGAAGCUACAACUAGUCUACAGUAUCGGAGUCUAGUCGAAAGCGAGACCUUGGAAUUUGGAGUCAAGUGUCAUUAUCCUAUCAAGUGGAACGAUUAUCAAGAAUGGACGUUGAACUUGACUGGAUGUAAAGCAACUGCUAAUUUAGUUUAUUCACAUAAGGACUUUUUCCAAGAUAUGAUCAACGACUGGGCGAGUAAAGCGAGACCUGAUAUUCUACACUUUGUCCCGUAUACUUGGAAAUUUAGUUUACUUUUGAAAGAAUUUGAACUCAUUACGCUUUGCAACGAAUACAAUUGGAUCGAUUGUUCGUCUCAGAACCAAGAGAAUGCGCACAUCGCUUUUUGCGGGGAGCUUUUUGAUCUUUCGUUUGAUCUUCCAUUCAUAGACUUUCUACCUGUCACAAUACCCCUGCGUUUCUGGAUUCAAGGCGAAAGCGUCGAUCUUUUGUUCUAUUUGCCGGAAGUUAAUACCAACCGUAUUAUUUUAUUAGCACUCGACAAGAAUGCAAAAAUCAUGACGCGCGAUGGAUCUCAUAAGCACUUGCAUGAAUUGAAUAGGGGCAAGAAAUGGAGAAACUUUUGUCAAAAGGAGUCAGGCUGGGUUGAGUGCUGGUCCGUACCGAUCGUGGCGUUGAGUAUUAAUUAUAUCUAUCAUCUAUGCCCGCCUUUAGGCCCUACUCCGCAAGCGAAUAUAACAACUCCGGAGAAGGAAGAAAUUCUCUUGUCACCUAUGCGAAUUCCCAAAUGCAGGAAAUCGCCAGGCUUGCAGUGGGCAAGAAGUGGCGCACAAAAGUUUGACCCGCAGUCCAUAGCGCCUGAUAAAGUUAGCGUAGAACUUGAAAUCGGACCAUCCAUAUUGAUUUUAUACGGAUCUUUGCUAAAGAACUUUAUGCAUUUGAAGGAAAAUUUAUUUGGAGAUUAUCAAAUGUUUACCGAUAUGCAACAAAGUAGAAACACCUCGACGUCCGUAAACGCAGAAAGAAAUAAGGAUAAAGAUAUACAAAACAGCAGUAUCGAGGCAUCCAUGGAAGAUGAAGAAAUAAAAUCUAAGCCGUUUGAUCCGAGAGAUUAUAGACCAUUGGAAGUGACUGUUGGCGUUACUAUGCACGACAUUCAAGCUCAUCUAAUAAAAAAUUGCAAUGAAAAUGAUCCACCAUGCCCGGUUAUACUUUUGGAACGUUUUGGAUUUGAAAUGAGGAAAGGUUACAAGGAGACGCAACUUCAAUUGUUGCUUUCCCCUGCCAUUGCUUUAGUUACAGAUAAUGUAAUAAGAUCAAAUAAAGAACAUCAUCUAAAUCAGGGGCAUUUAAUGUUGAGUGCAUUACAAGUUAGAGGUCACGCUAUGUUUAGCAAUGAAGAACGAAGCUUAGAUCAGGAAACAUUAGAGUAUGCGUGGUUGAUCGAGGUGCAGUUGGGCAAAUUAAGCGGGAAGAUCACUUCUCCCCAAUUACAUCACUUCGUUACAUCGUUAGAGACUUUCUUGUUAAUGGCGAAAAGUACCGAGAACAGUUUACGCCCACCUAAUUUACCUUUUCAUUGCCACCAUGGUCUCGCGCCACUGCAAUGUCCAGAGAGCGACGUUGAUAAACAUUAUAGGUGCCCAAGUUCCGAAGAUAUAAAAUAUAGAAUGACGAGACUGUCCAUAGAUGCUGUUGAUUUAUACCUGCAAGAAGUAGGUACUGCCAUACAGUUUUGGAUAUCUCCGAUUCGUGUUGCUACUUGUAAUCUUCACGGACAUCAAGUAAAGUCAGGCGUUACUGCUGUUCUACCUACAAUAGCUAUUCGUCAGUUUAUGUCUGCGGCAGAUUAUUUUGCGAAUACAAGUAAUACUAAUACAACUGGUAGUGGUCGAUCUCAUAAUAACGCAAGCAGCCGAAUGUCAGGUGAUGGAUCGGAUAUAUGGCUUGAAGUAGGAUCAAUAUCUUUGGGUCCAGUUGUUCUAGAAGCCGCGAUUUCUCUUCCAACUCCAGAACACAAUUUGCACUUAGUACAAAAUAAAUAUUUAAAAAUGCACGAUGAGGCAACAAAACGUUUGUGGUUUUUAUGGCCACAGGAAAGUGGAGUAAAGGCAACGAAAUGUGGUUGUAUAGGAGGUUGCGUAUUCUUUGGCAAUAACCGGAACGGACCAAGAUUUUUUAAACCAAGCUACCAUGAUCUUCAAGAUGGUACUAACAUUGCUGCCUACAGAAUUCAUGAACCUGGUAAAGAGAAAGGAUUUGGACAGUCUAUUUUGCAUGAUGGACAAUUGGUAUUCCACACACCACCAUAUAGCUUGCAAGAUAUAUCUUUGCAAGAUGUAUGUUAUCCUAUGACAGGAUUGAAAGUAACAGUCAAUCAGGAUGGUCCACAAACUCUGAAGAAAAGCAUUGAACGUCCAAGGUCGGUGACCGAUCAUAAUAAAGAAGAAAAUAAUAGUACAAAAUUAAAUGUUGCGUCUGCAAGUCCAUUGAUAUCUAGUGGAGAUAGGAAAUCGUUGGACAGAAGAUUUUCUUAUACAUCGAUGCGGUAAUCUUUGAAAGCUUUGCA
Wasmannia auropunctata (little fire ant) is the source of this 4261-nucleotide messenger RNA. RefSeq lists its product as uncharacterized. The record is from RefSeq and is a predicted model, not a curated record. NCBI's taxonomy places the organism in Eukaryota, Metazoa, Arthropoda, Insecta, Hymenoptera, Formicidae. Gene Ontology annotation, biological process: synaptic vesicle endocytosis. The coding region runs from base 333 to 4244 and encodes 1303 amino acids. The transcript is spliced from 8 exons.